Molecule: messenger RNA, 3471 nt
Organism: Diplodia corticola
Lineage: Eukaryota; Fungi; Ascomycota; Dothideomycetes; Botryosphaeriales; Botryosphaeriaceae
Product: agc pkc protein kinase
Exons: 7
Coding region: 1-3471 (1156 amino acids)
Biological process (GO): fungal-type cell wall biogenesis; signal transduction; protein phosphorylation
Molecular function (GO): diacylglycerol-dependent serine/threonine kinase activity; ATP binding
Source: RefSeq, a predicted model, not a curated record
AUGAACGAGGACGACGCCAUCCGGUCGGUCCAAGGCAAGAUCGAGCGCGAGAAGGCGCUGAUCAACGCCGCCAAUGCCAUGCGCCAGUCCACCAACAACCCCGCCGUGCUGUCCCGCCUCGAUGGCCAGAUACGCGAAGGCCGCCGCAACAUCGAAUAUCUCGAGGGCCGCGCGCAGGAGCUGCAGAUGCGGAGGGUUGGCACCGACGUAGAGAACUUGUCCCUCGGCUCCGGCAGCAACGGCCCGCCGUCGCCAGAGCAGAGGAGGAACCCGCUGCCUCCUCCACCGAAGGACUCCCCCGGCGAGUACGCCGAUGACGGCAACUACGGCCAACCUCCACCAGGAGGCUACAGCCAGCUCAGUGGCGGCCAGGUCCUGAUGCCUCCCAAGGCGCCGUAUGCCGCCCCUGGCCCGGGUCAGCCUCGUCAGCGUGCAAACUACAGCAAACUUGACUUGAUUAAAUACGAUACCCCGUAUCUGGGGCCACGGAUCCAACUGAUGCUGUCGCAGCUCGAGUUCAAGCUUAGUGUGGAAAAGCAAUACAAAGAUGGCAUUGAGAAAAUGGUGCGCCUCUACCAGAUGGAGGGUGACAGGAAGAGCAAGGCCGACGCCGAAGCCCGCCGGAUUGAGAGCAACCAGAAGAUCCAACUUCUCAAGCAAGCGCUCAAGCGCUACGAGGAUCUUCAUGUUGACAUCGAGGGCGGCGAUGGCCCCGAUGAUGACAGCCUCAACGUACCGAGCGCCAGAAAACCUCUUACCGGUCAUUUGACGCUGCGAGUCCAUCAGGUGGCCGAUGUGGAUCACGCUGCUACGGGCCGCUUUAGCCGGGGACCUGAGACUUUUGUUAUCAUGAAGGUCGAAGAUGUCUUCAAGGGACGCACGAAAGCUACGCGAAACGACAGGUGGACGGACGAAGUUCAUGAAUUCAGCAUUGACAAUGCCAACGAGGUUGAGCUGACGGUGUAUGAUCGAACCGGCGAUCACCCGCUUCCCAUCGGCAUGCUCUGGGUCCGCAUUUCUGACAUUGCCGAAGAGAUGAGACGAAAGAGGAUCGAGACCGAACUUAACAGCUCAAGUGCCAUGUGGGUUUCAGCAGACAAGAUGGGCGCAGGAGGCGGCGCUCAGCCUGAUAUGCAAUUCCAGCCUCCACCUGGACAGCCACAAGCUGCUAGCGGCCCUGGUGGGACUGGCGGUGGAUCUGGCCAGGGCAUGGAAGGUGCCGGCCCUCAGCCACAGACGGGUCCAAUUUUUAUCGAUGCGUGGUUCGCGCUUGAGCCCGUAGGCCGUAUUCAACUUACCCUGAGCUUCGCCAAGCAAAACAAGAACUCUCAACCGUUCGACAUUGGUCUCGGCCGCAAGGGCGCCAUUCGUCAGCGCAAGGAGGAGAUCCACGAGCAGUACGGCCACAAGUUCGUCCAGCAGCAGUUCUAUAACAUCAUGAGAUGCGCCCUCUGUGGCGACUUCCUCAAGUAUGCUGCUGGUAUGCAGUGCUCGGACUGCAAGUACACGUGCCACAAGAAAUGCUACCACAAGGUCGUCACCAAGUGUAUCACCCAGUCCAACGCAGAAACAGAUCCGGACGAGGCCAAACUCAAUCACCGCAUUCCCCACCGCUUCGAACCAUUCGCCAACAUGGGUGCCAACUGGUGCUGCCACUGCGGUUAUGUCCUUCCGUUUGGCAAGAAGCAGUGCAGGAAGUGCUCCGAGUGUGGCUCGACUUGCCAUGCGAACUGUGUGCACUUCGUCCCCGACUUCUGCGGCAUGUCCAUGGAGGUUGCCAAUCAGAUUCUGGCUGAGAUCAGCGGCGCGAAGAAACGCCAGACGUCAUCGAUCUCGUCGAUGGGCUCGAGGCAGCUGCGACCUUCUUCAGGUGGGGGUCCACGGCCAACCGGCCCGCACCCUUCAGGCUCUUUUGCGGAUUCGGUGCAGUCGGAAAGGCUAUCCUACGGAAAGGACUCCACCCUCCAGACCAGGACCUCUUACGGCCAAUCCCCGUCUUCACCAACCCAGCAACGGCCAACGACUGCCCCACGCACCCAAUCCACAGAUGCCACGAAAGCGGCAGCCAUAGCUCUUGGUCAGGCUCCGCCAGCUCCCGGACAUUACCAGAGGUCUUCGACCGACUACCAGCCCUCUUCUCCUUCGCGGUCAUCCGGAGGCUACCAGCAACAACCGACAUCGCCGCAGGCCCAAUCCCCACAGCAAUCCUCUUACAACCCGGCUGACUAUGCGGUGGUUAGCGGGUACCCCGUCGGAACUUACAACCAACCUCCGCAACAGCAGCAGUCCCCGAUACAGCAUCCGCCUAGGCAGUCGAGCUACCCACAGCCUGCGCCACCACCAACGCAGCCGCUGCCGCCUCAACCUGGGCAGGCGCCCCCACCGCAGGCCCCACCACAUGACCCUAUUGCUGUGCAGCCACCCAACCAGAAGAAGGAGCUCCCUCCCCACAACUACCAAGGCACUGGCAGGCGCAUUGGUCUGGACCACUUUAACUUCCUGGCCGUUUUGGGUAAGGGUAACUUCGGUAAGGUCAUGCUUGCGGAGACGAAGAGCAAUAAGCAGCUGUAUGCCAUCAAGGUUUUGAAGAAGGAGUUCAUCAUCGAGAACGACGAAGUCGAGAGCACAAGGUCAGAGAAGCGUGUGUUCUUGAUCGCGAACAAGGAACGUCACCCCUUCCUGCUCAACCUGCACGCGUGUUUCCAAACGGAAACCCGCGUUUACUUCGUCAUGGAGUACGUCAGCGGUGGUGACCUGAUGCUUCACAUUCAGCGUGGCCAGUUUGGUACCAAGCGAGCACAGUUCUACGCGGCCGAGGUCUGCCUUGCGCUCAAGUACUUCCACGAGAACGGUGUCAUCUACCGUGACUUGAAGCUUGACAACAUUCUUCUCGCGCUUGACGGCCACAUCAAGAUCGCGGAUUACGGUCUUUGCAAAGAGGACAUGUGGUACGGGUCGACGACGAGCACGUUCUGCGGCACCCCUGAAUUCAUGGCACCUGAGAUUCUUCUCGACAAGAAGUAUGGCAGAGCAGUAGACUGGUGGGCUUUUGGUGUUCUUAUCUACCAAAUGCUGCUCCAGCAAUCGCCGUUCCGUGGUGAGGAUGAGGAUGAAAUCUACGACGCCAUCCUUGCGGACGAGCCGCUGUACCCGAUCCACAUGCCGCGAGACUCGGUCUCGAUCCUGCAGAAGCUCCUCACCAGGGAGCCGGAGCUCCGUCUUGGCAGCGGGCCGACUGACGCACAGGAGAUCAUGAGCCACGCGUUCUUCAGGAACAUCAACUGGGAGGACGUGUACCACAAGCGCAUCCCUGCCCCGUUCGUGCCGGCGAUUUCGAGCGCAACGGACACGAGCAACUUCGACCAAGAGUUCACGAGCGUCACGCCGGUUCUCACGCCGGUACAGUCAGUGCUUUCGCAGGCGAUGCAGGAAGAAUUCCGGGGGUUCUCGUACUCGGCCGACUUUGUUUGA